This is a messenger RNA of Hyla sarda, 1292 nucleotides long. It is a transcript of the gene CDK20, whose product is annotated as cyclin dependent kinase 20. Gene Ontology annotation, biological process: protein phosphorylation. Gene Ontology annotation, cellular component: nucleus. The transcript is spliced from 8 exons. Gene Ontology annotation, molecular function: cyclin-dependent protein serine/threonine kinase activity; ATP binding. The record is from RefSeq and is a predicted model, not a curated record. NCBI's taxonomy places the organism in Eukaryota, Metazoa, Chordata, Amphibia, Anura, Hylidae. The coding region runs from base 123 to 1145 and encodes 340 amino acids.
CGCAAGCAAAAGGGGCGUUCCCCUUGCGGGUCACAUGACGCUCGAUCUCCUUUCCCGUUGCCUGGCAACACGGAGGAAGCGUCACUGCCUGUGGUCCGGGCCUGUGUGUGACCGUCGGGCGGAUGGAGCAGUACAGUUUGCUCGGUCGGAUCGGGGAAGGGGCUCACGGGAUCGUGUUCAAGGCCAAACACAUCGAGACAGGAGAAGCUGUGGCCUUGAAAAAAGUGGCUCUGCGGAAACUAGAAGAAGGCAUCCCAAACCAGGCCCUGCGGGAGAUCAAGGCCCUGCGGGAGAUCGAAGACAAUCCAUACGUAGUUAAGCUGAGGGAGGUGUUCCCACAUGGCACGGGAUUCGUCCUGGUCUUUGAGUACAUGCUCUCAGACCUCUCCGAAGUCAUCAGGAACUCCGACCAACCCCUCACGGAAGCCCAGGUCAAAGGUUACAUGAUGAUGUUAUUGAAAGGAGUCAAGUUCUGCCAUGAAAACUCCAUCAUGCAUCGGGACCUCAAACCAGCAAAUCUUCUCAUCAGCUCCACCGGGCUUCUCAAGAUUGCAGAUUUCGGCCUAGCGAGAGUCUUUUCUAAUGACAGGGGACGCCUGUACAGUCAUCAAGUGGCCACCAGAUGGUACCGAGCGCCUGAGCUGCUUUAUGGAGCUCGCAAAUAUGACGAGGGAGUCGAUCUGUGGGCUGUGGGCUGUAUUUUUGGGGAACUCCUGAACAGUUCUCCCCUCUUCCCCGGAGAAAAUGACAUUGAGCAGCUGUGCUGUGUACUCCGAACUCUGGGGACGCCUACUGCAAAGACCUGGCCGGAAAUCACAGAACUUCCAGAUUAUAAUAAGAUUUCAUUCAAAGAACACCGCCCUCUCCCUCCGGAACGCAUCGUCCCAGACACCUCGCCCGAGGCUCUGCAGCUCCUUAUGCGUUUCCUGGUGUAUCCAUCCAGCCAGAGGAUUCGAGCAACGGAGGCUCUUCUCCAUCCUUAUUUCUUUCGGGAGCCCCUUCCUGCUCAUCAUUCGGAGCUGCCUAUUCCCCAAAGGGGGGGAAGAAGAAGCAGACAACUUCAGAGAGAGUUUCACACGGAAGAACCUGUAUCCGACAGCCUGCUAGACCCCGCGCUCUUGACCGACUACCUCCAUGGUCUCUGACUGCAGUUUAGGCCUUUCCUACUGAGGACACUUAUAUUUAAGACUUUAUUGUAGGUAGGUAGGGGGCGGUGGGGGGGGGGAUCUCUGAGAACUUCACAACUUUUUGGUUGAAAUAGGGCAGUGUUUCUUAACCAGUGCGCCUCCAGC